Messenger RNA from Sesamum indicum (sesame), 1085 nucleotides. Its product is annotated as short-chain dehydrogenase reductase 3b-like. The record is from RefSeq and is a predicted model, not a curated record. Lineage: Eukaryota; Viridiplantae; Streptophyta; Magnoliopsida; Lamiales; Pedaliaceae.
AUGAUGAUAUUUAGGUUGAAGGGUAAAGUGGCACUCAUCACCGGCGCCGCCAGUGGCAUCGGCGAGGCCGCCGCAAGAUUAUUUGUUGAACAUGGCGCCUCCGUGGUUGUGGCUGACAUUCAAGAUGAAUUAGCCCAUCAAUUGCUGGAUUCAAUCAACUCGGAGAAGGUGAGUUAUCAUCACUGCGAUGUAAGAGAUGAGAAACGUGUUAGUUACACGGUGGACAAGUACGGGAGUCUGGAUAUCAUGUUCAGCAACGCUGGAAUAAUCGGGCCUCUGACAAGCAUAUUGGAUCUUGACAUGGAUGGAUUGAACGAGGUUAUGGCCACAAACGUACGUGGCGUGGCCGCCACUAUAAAGCACGCCGCCCGGGUUAUGGUGGAUAGGAAGAUAAAGGGGUCCAUCAUUUGCACGGCAAGCGUGGCGGCGUGCAUCGGGGGAGCGGGGCCACACGCAUAUUCGGCUUCGAAACACGCAGUGGUGGGGCUGGUAAAGUCGGCAUGCGGGGAGCUGGGGAUGCAUGGGAUAAGAGUGAACUGCAUUUCACCGUACGGGGUGGCGACGCCGCUAGCGUGCAAAGCGUAUGGGCGGAAGCCGAGUGAAAUAGAAGCCAACAGCAGUGCAGUGGGGAACUUGAAGGGAGUGGUAUUGACGACAAAACAGGUAGCUGAGGCGGCAUUGUUUUUGGCUUCGGAGGAGUCGAGUUAUGUUAGCGGACAGAACUUGGCGGUGGACGGAGGGGUUACGGUGGUUAGCAACCGUUAUGCGUCCUACUGAACUCAACUCACUCAUCAUCGAUGAUGAUGAUGAUGCAUUGCCGCCGGUGCUAUUCUGAUUUCAGUUGUUCUUUUCAUCUAUUUUUGUGAGGGUGUGGGUGUGGGUGUGGGUGUGGGUGUGGGUGUGGGUGUGUGUUUUUCUUUAAUCAAUAAUAAAAUAAAUAAAUAUUGAAGGAGAAGAGUGGAAUUUGAAUGAAUGGGGGAUUGGGCAUGUGAGUUUCCUAGUAAUACGCGAUGCAUGUACGUUUGCGAUUUUAAAUUUGAUGUGCAAAAUUCAUUCCAAUAUGAAUGUCAACUCUUUUUGGUGCA